Messenger RNA from Aureobasidium namibiae CBS 147.97, 345 nucleotides. RefSeq lists its product as uncharacterized. The transcript has a single exon. NCBI's taxonomy places the organism in Eukaryota, Fungi, Ascomycota, Dothideomycetes, Dothideales, Saccotheciaceae. The record is from RefSeq and is a predicted model, not a curated record. The coding region runs from base 1 to 345 and encodes 114 amino acids.
AUGUGCUUCUUCGAUCAAGUCAUGUGGACCUGCAGCGACUGGAAGUGGGACCGCUUCCGCCAGCACUGCAACCGCGAGUACCGUACCGGAGAGACCUGCGGUAUGAAGCUUGUCUAUGCAGUCAUCAGGAGCAACGACAAGUGUAAGAUCUGUCAAAAAAUUGACACCAAGCUCCGCCGUCGUGCUGCGGAAGUGGUAAAGAUCCAGCGAUGGCAAUCUGAGGGCAGCAAGCUGAAGGCAUCCAUCGAGAGAUCUUACGAGAUUGUCAAAGACCUCGACCAGGAGAUUUACCAGUUGCAGAUCGAGAAGCAGCGAAAGACUCAGGCGAUUGGAAAGUCACGCUGA